Messenger RNA from Saccostrea cuccullata (small rock oyster), 1484 nucleotides. Its product is annotated as homeobox protein DBX1-A-like. Gene Ontology annotation, biological process: regulation of transcription by RNA polymerase II. Lineage: Eukaryota; Metazoa; Mollusca; Bivalvia; Ostreida; Ostreidae. The transcript has 4 exons. Gene Ontology annotation, molecular function: DNA binding; DNA-binding transcription factor activity, RNA polymerase II-specific. The record is from RefSeq and is a predicted model, not a curated record. Bases 143 to 1156 code for a protein of 337 amino acids.
UGAUGCCGCUAACUCCUACAUAGUACCCAUAAGGAAUGUGGUGAUUCUUGCAUGUCUUAAACAGGGCAAAAAAGCAAGAUAGAAGACUUCGUUAGAAUUUUUUACAAGUAUAAAACAGUUUUCAGACUUACAUGGUUUAAAAAUGUUUCCAAAUGUGAUUUCGCCUUCACAGUUGUAUCAAACAUACCUUCGUUCAGCUGCCAAUUUGGACGCUCAAGGACUUGGUCAACCUGGACCUUCUGCAUCGUUUCUUGUUGAAAAUUUACUCCGCGAGAGGGGUCACUCAUUGCUGUCUCGUCAGUUUCCCCUGGGGAGACCCGUCCUCCCCCCACAGCCGAAAUCUCCUGGUGACGGCUCGCGACAAAAUCCUUCAACGUCAUCGUUCCUGAAAUUCGGAGUUAACGCGAUUCUAGGAUCCUCUGACGAUGAGAGUGUACAAAAACACGUGGAAGAGACAUGUUCUUCGACACUGACCACCCCUCCAUCGUCCCUCCCCGGGCUCCCAGCCUCCUACCUAAAGACAUGUGGAACAGGGCUUAUGGGGCAGGGGUUGCCUCACCCUACUGCCUAUUUUCCGCGCCACCCUUUCUACGAUCCACAUCUGAAUGGAAUGAUGAGGCAUCCUUAUUUCACAAAUUCCCCACUUUUACCGGUUCCAAAUGCGUUUACGUUCCUGAGUAGUAUGCGAGGGAAACCAAGAAGAGGGAUGUUAAGGAGAGCGGUCUUCUCAGACAUGCAGAGAAAGGGUCUGGAAAAGAUGUUCCAAAAACAGAAAUACAUCAGCAAACCCGACAGGAAAAAACUAGCCGCUAAACUGGGCUUAAAAGAUUCACAGGUCAAAAUUUGGUUCCAAAAUAGAAGAAUGAAAUGGAGGAAUUCAAAAGAGCGGGAGAUGCUAUCUGGAGGUGGAUCACGUGAUUCUUCUUUACCAUGCAAAUCAGAUUCCAACAACGACGGUGAGGACGUCAUCAACAAAGAUGGUCAUGUUGCUUGCAAACAAUUAGAAUGCACACAGACUAGAGCAACUGAAGAAAGCAUUGAAAAAACAAUUCAUAUUUCACAAUCACGUGACUUCAAAGAUGUGGCAUUUGAGCAACCAAUGGACGACGACGUUACAAGUAGUUCUGAGAGUGAUGAUGAAAUUGAUGUAUCAUGAUGUAUUUUUGAAGAUUUAAUAAAAACGCAUGAUUUUGCGCUAAUAAAAAUUUUGAAUGUUGAAAUAUUUUGAUACUUGUAUAAUAAAUAAAGGGAUAGCUGUUUUCCUUUUUUGUGGCAAAACUGGUUGAUUCUAGGAAGAAACUGAAGAAUUACAUUUAUACGCAAUUUUGUCGAUCUCUUUCUUUGUCGUAUCAUCUGCAGAAAAUAUUCAAUGUCAUGAAUAUUACAGAAUACAAAUAUUUAUUUUAAGGUGCAAUAUUUACUGUAAAUGUUUUAAUCUUUAUUUCUGCAGACUCUUCAUUGUACUAAUAAAUCAUAAAAUCCUU